AUGCUGGGCUAUUACGCAGGGUAAGUAAUGUAACAGUUGGGUUUUUGCAUAGCUGAUGUUAAAACAGAAAAUAAAUGUGCAGAAUUUCUAUUCCAAAAUGCUAUACAUCCGCUGGGGGGUAUCUUUCCAUUUCAGGACGAUCCGAUACGUAUGUAGAUACGAUAGAAAAAUGAUACGUGUUUAUACGCGGGAAAAACGAUUCAAUUUGGUUAUAAUAUAAUAUAUGGUCCCUCACUUAUCCUCCUGCACGUGCUCAGACAUGGUGUGGCAGAGGGUGUGCUGGAAGCUGCUGGGGAACGUCCCGGAGUGAUGGCUGGAGAGUGUGCUCACUGGGCUGGUGCAGGCUGUCUGUAGGUAAGGGAAGAGAGAUGGCUAGAGGUUAUAAAAUGGUAUCAAACUGUCUGCGUCUUUGUCCCAUCUCUUUCUCUCGUAAUGUAAGUGUUAUUUUUCCUCUAAGCCCGACAGAGGUCCAGGAUCAUGGGGAUUCUGGUGUUGAAGAACAGAAAGGCCCAUAAACUGCUACUGUUUCAAUUGUAGGCACUACAAUUGAAGUAUGAGGUGAGAUGGUGAACUGAUGUUGAACUGGGCAGUCAGUCAUUCAUUAUGUACUAUGCGUCUAUUCAAUCUAUCAUUGUUGAAAUUGAAAAAGCAUCUGUUAUAGCUGAAAUCUUCAACUUCAUUCCCAGACUCGUGUUUCGAGGAUUCUUCUGGGAUACCUGGCUCAGGACAGGGAGAGGCCACCACUUAUACAGGUGAGUGUACAACAAAGUCUUUAGUGUUUUGAUGAUAACAGCAACUGGACACACACGCACAAACAGUCACACACACAAUUAACAACAUUGUCAUAAAUACACAUGUAUUGAUUGUGUGUGAUUGUGUGUGUGACUGUGUGUGCAUGUGUCCAGGUGCUGCGGUCACUGUGCCAGGCCUGGGCCAACCCCCUCUGAAGCAGCAGCUCUAUGUGAGCCAGGCUCUGCUGUUGUGUGUAGGACUACUGAGUGAUGCAGAGCUAUAGGAGCUAUACUCAGGUAUACCCCCAACACUACGGCACAGUAUUGUGUCACACGAUCAGAGCUGUUCACACUACUUUCUGACCUGUUUGAAAAUGAAAUGAAAAAAAAAAAUCCUAGGAAAACGACUGAGCGUUUUGUUAUGGGACGUGUCCAUGUAGUCCCACCUUGUUGUAGUCUGUUUUCUUCUGUUUGGUGCCUAAUGAUCACAACCCUCAUGUCCUUUCCCCUGUCAAAGCUGCUGCAGUUCAUGCUGGGAGAGAUGCAGAGCCACCUGGACAGCAGCGUAGUGUGUGUGAGGGGCAUGGUGGUGGUGGAGUUUCUCUGCUCCUGCAUGGACAUCAACGGAGCCAAGCUCAAAUUCGAGGUACAGUACAGUAUGGCACCUUUUGGGUGCAUCUCAAUAGUCUGAAGUGUCUCACUGUCACUAUAUUCUGUUCUCUGCUCAUAUUGAUCUGAAUGAACUGGACAGGUGAAAACAAAUAACAUAAUGCUUUUAUCUAUCUGCUGUUCAGAUCAGUGCAAAUGAAAGAAAGGAGACGGAGAAAGCCACUGUAGACUAUUGAGGUGCACCCCUACAGUAGGCUAUGACUGCCUUUACAUUUUAGUCAUUUAGCAGACGCUCUUAUCCAGAGCAACUUACAGUUAGUGAGUGCAUAACAUUUUUUCAUACUGGCCCCCCGUGGGAAUCAAACCCACAACCCUGGCGUUGCAAGCGCCAUGCUCUACCAACUGAGCUACACGGGACUAGGAUAGGUAAGAGAUUGUCAUAAUCAAACCCAUAACACUCUGCAAUACCUCUUGUUAUACACUACAUUUAUUAACAUAAUGUUGUCUGUGAGACUGAAGUUUGAUAUUUAAUUAAAAUCAUUGCAACUUAAUUAAUCUUCCCAUGGGCAGUUAAGAAGGCAUGGUAUGGAGCUGUUAAGAAGCCUUUUGGACCUAGACUUGGCGCUCCGGUACCGCUUGCCGUGCGGUAGCAGAGAGAAGAAUCUAUGACUAGGGUGGCUGGAGUCUUUGACAAUUGUUAGGGCCUUCCUCUGACACCGCCUGGUAUAGAGGUCCUGGAUGGCAGGAAGCUUGGCCCCAGUAAUGUACUGGGCCGUCCGCGCUACCCUCUGUAGUUCCUUGCGGUCGGAGGCUGAGCAGUUGCCAUACCAGGCAGUGAUGCAACCAGUCAGGAUGCUCUCGACGGUGCAGCUGUAGAACUUUCUGAGGAUCUGAGGACCCAUGCCAAAUCUUUUCAGUCUCCUGAGGGGGAAUAGUUUUGUCGUGCCCUCUUCACGACUGUCUUGGUGUGUUGGACCAUGACAGUUUGUUGGUGAUAUGGACACCAAGGAACUUGAAGCUCUCAACCUGCUUCCUACAGCCCCGUCGAUGAGAAUGGGGGCGUGCUCAGUCCUCCUUUUCCUGUAGUCAGCAAUCAUCUCCUUUGUCUUGAUCACCUUGAGGGAGAGGUUGUUAUGCUGGCAACACACGGCCAGGUAUCUGACCUCCUCCCUAUAGGCUGUCUCAUCGUUGUCGGUGAUCAGGCCUACCACUGUUGUGUCGUCUGCAUACAUAAUGAUGGUGUUGGAGUCGUGCCUGGCCAUGCAGUCAUGGGUGAACAGGGAGUACAGGAGGGGACUGAGCACGCACCCCUGAGGGGCCCCCGUGUUGAGGAUCAGCGUGGCAGAUGUGUUGUUACCUACCCUUACCACCUGGGGGCAGUCCAGGAUCCAGUUGCAGAGGAGGGUGUUCCAACGAACCAUGGCAGAGUUAGUGCCUACAAAAAUAUACAUUUUCUAUUUCUCUCUAUAGUAGUGUUAAAUUAACUAGGCUCUAUGUCCCUGACCUGUGUGUGUAUCAACCAGUGAUGAUUCGCUCACCCCCUAUUGACCUGGAGAUAGCCAAGCCGCACCGCCUUGCGACCUCCAAGACUGUCUGGAGGGUAAGAUACAGUAGAUAGGUCUCUCCAUGGGUGGGAGAUGGACAUUUAAGCUUAUCAACACUCUCUUUAUUUUACUGACUUGUUGAAUGAUUGAUCCAUUCAUCCUUCCAUUUCUCCUCAGCCUUCCUCUCCUCUGAGGACCCAGUAA
Messenger RNA from Coregonus sp. 'balchen', 3088 nucleotides. NCBI's taxonomy places the organism in Eukaryota, Metazoa, Chordata, Actinopteri, Salmoniformes, Salmonidae. The record is from the annotation of a GenBank genome assembly.